This is a messenger RNA of Rhododendron vialii, 602 nucleotides long. RefSeq names its product CDGSH iron-sulfur domain-containing protein NEET. Gene Ontology annotation, biological process: regulation of autophagy. Gene Ontology annotation, molecular function: 2 iron, 2 sulfur cluster binding. Lineage: Eukaryota; Viridiplantae; Streptophyta; Magnoliopsida; Ericales; Ericaceae. Gene Ontology annotation, cellular component: intracellular membrane-bounded organelle; mitochondrial outer membrane. The record is from RefSeq and is a predicted model, not a curated record. The coding region runs from base 78 to 395 and encodes 105 amino acids. The transcript is spliced from 2 exons.
AUAUAGUCAGAAGGGAGAGAAGCGUGUGGCCUCCACAAUUUCAGAUUUUGUUUUUUGGAAGGGAGGGAAGAUUUUCGAUGGCGUCGAUGUUGAGUAUGGCGGUGGGUGCUGGCUUCUCGUACGGCGGAUUGGGGCUGAGGCCGAGCAGGGCCGGAACCCAGCCGAGGCCGAGGAGUGCGGCGGCGGUGGUGAGAGCGGAGGCUAUAAAUCCAGAGAUCAGGAAAUCAGAAGCGAAAGUAGUUGACUCUGUUGUCGUCACUGAACUCUCCAAGCCCCUCACCGCUUACUGCAGGUGUUGGAGGUCUGGGACUUUCCCUUUGUGUGAUGGAAGCCAUGUGAAGCACAACAAAGCUACCGGAGAUAACGUUGGACCUUUACUCUUGAAGAAGGAGUAGCAAUAAUAGUAAACCUUUGUUUGUUUUGUACUCCUUGAUCUUAAUUUGAACUCAUGAUGGAACAUACCUCCUGAAUGAUGUUUGACUAGAUAUGUUUCUAGUACUUGCAUGAAUUUGUAUGAGCUCCUGGGUAGCUAUUACUGAACCCCAAGUUCUUCCACCUAUGUGUGAAUGUGGAAUGCAAAUUUUGUGUUGUGUUUGAAUGAA